CCCCGUCAGAAAGGUUCUACUGUCUUGGUUUUAGGGGGUACCCUAUACAGCGAACAACCCCUCCGCGUGCCGCAGUCGGGGGAAGAUUUCCAUCGCCUCCGUCGUUUUGCAGAAUGCCGGUGCAGCUGACGACAGCCCUGCGUGUGGUGGGCACCAGCCUGUUUGCCCUGGCAGUGCUAGGUGGCAUCCUGGCAGCUUAUGUGACAGGCUACCAGUUCAUUCACACGGAAAAGCACUACCUGUCCUUCGGCCUGUACGGAGCCAUCCUGGGCCUGCACCUGCUCAUCCAGAGCCUGUUUGCCUUCCUGGAGCACCGGCGCAUGCGGCGGGCAGGCCGGCCGCUGAAACUUGCCUCCCCGUCAAGGCGCUCGGUGGCACUGUGCAUCGCCGCCUACCAGGAGGACCCUGACUACUUGCGCAAGUGCCUGCGCUCCGCCCAGCGCAUCGCCUUUCCUGACCUCAAGGUGGUCAUGGUCGUGGAUGGCAAUCGCCAGGAGGACACCUACAUGCUGGACAUCUUCCAUGAGGUGCUCGGCGGCACCGAGCAAGCUGGCUUCUUCGUGUGGCGCAGCAACUUCCACGAGGCGGGCGAAGGGGAGACAGAGGCCAGCCUGCAGGAGGGUAUGGACCGUGUGCGAGACGUGGUGAGAACCAGCACCUUCUCCUGCAUCAUGCAGAAGUGGGGAGGCAAGCGAGAGGUCAUGUACACGGCUUUCAAGGCUCUUGGCGAUUCAGUGGACUACAUCCAGGUGUGUGAUUCGGACACUGUGCUGGAUCCAGCCUGCACCAUCGAGAUGCUUCGAGUCCUGGAGGAGGACCCCCAAGUAGGGGGAGUUGGAGGAGAUGUACAAAUCCUCAACAAGUAUGACUCGUGGAUCUCCUUCCUGAGCAGUGUGCGGUACUGGAUGGCCUUCAACGUGGAGCGGGCCUGCCAGUCCUACUUCGGCUGUGUGCAGUGUAUUAGUGGGCCUUUGGGCAUGUACCGCAACAGCCUCCUCCAGCAAUUCCUGGAGGACUGGUACCAUCAGAAGUUCCUAGGCAGCAAGUGCAGCUUUGGAGAUGAUCGCCACCUCACCAACCGAGUCCUGAGCCUUGGCUACCGGACUAAAUAUACAGCACGCUCCAAGUGCCUCACAGAGACUCCCACCAAGUACCUUCGGUGGCUCAACCAGCAGACCCGUUGGAGCAAGUCUUACUUCCGAGAGUGGCUCUACAACUCUCUGUGGUUCCAUAAGCACCACCUCUGGAUGACCUACGAAUCAGUGGUCACAGGUUUCUUCCCCUUCUUUCUCAUUGCCACAGUCAUACAGCUUUUCUACCGAGGCCGCAUCUGGAAUAUUCUCCUCUUCCUGCUGACGGUGCAGCUGGUGGGCAUUAUCAAGGCUACCUAUGCCUGUUUCCUUCGGGGCAAUGCAGAAAUGAUCUUCAUGUCCCUCUAUUCCCUUCUGUAUAUGUCCAGCCUCCUACCAGCCAAGAUAUUUGCCAUUGCUACCAUCAAUAAGUCUGGCUGGGGCACCUCUGGCCGAAAAACCAUUGUGGUGAACUUCAUUGGCCUCAUCCCUGUAUCCAUCUGGGUGGCAGUCCUUCUAGGGGGACUGGCCUACACAGCAUAUUGCCAGGAUCUGUUCAGUGAGACAGAGCUGGCCUUCCUGGUCUCUGGGGCCAUCCUGUAUGGCUGCUACUGGGUAGCCCUCCUCAUGUUGUAUCUGGCCAUCAUUGCCCGGCGAUGUGGGAAGAAGCCAGAGCAGUAUAGCUUAGCUUAUGCUGAGGUGUGACACAGUCCCCAAGCAGAGUGGGAAAAGUGCAAUGGGUAAGGGCGGGAAGGGGAAUA
This is a messenger RNA of Suricata suricatta (meerkat), 1831 nucleotides long. It is a transcript of the gene HAS3, whose product is annotated as hyaluronan synthase 3. NCBI's taxonomy places the organism in Eukaryota, Metazoa, Chordata, Mammalia, Carnivora, Herpestidae. The transcript is spliced from 4 exons. Bases 114 to 1775 code for a protein of 553 amino acids. Gene Ontology annotation, molecular function: hyaluronan synthase activity. Gene Ontology annotation, biological process: extracellular matrix assembly; hyaluronan biosynthetic process. The record is from RefSeq and is a predicted model, not a curated record.